This is a messenger RNA of Oncorhynchus nerka (sockeye salmon), 4319 nucleotides long. RefSeq names its product hyaluronan mediated motility receptor-like. The transcript has 19 exons. Gene Ontology annotation, cellular component: membrane. Gene Ontology annotation, molecular function: hyaluronic acid binding. The record is from RefSeq and is a predicted model, not a curated record. Lineage: Eukaryota; Metazoa; Chordata; Actinopteri; Salmoniformes; Salmonidae. The coding region runs from base 71 to 3613 and encodes 1180 amino acids.
UUUGGCACUUAUCCGUGACCAGCUAUAAACUGUAACUACCGAUUUUCUAGUGAACUAUUUCUUCCAAACCAUGUCUUUUUCAAGAGCUCCAGUGAAGCGAUUUAAUGAAAAUAUCGGCUGCGCCCCAGCACCGGGCACCUACGAGCUGAAACCAGGAGAGGUGAAGGGACCUGCCUCUUUCCUCCGGUCAGAGCGCUUCAAACUGCUCAAGGCCAGUGUUGCUCCCAGCAUCCUACCACCAUAUCCUUCUAAAGAUGUGCCCACGUCACCCGUGGCUGUGCGUAGGACCAUGUCUGUGGAUGGACUGGUUGACGGGUCCAUGUCAAAGAAAGACAAGAGUGGCCAAUCGAUGCAGAUGAAACGGCAGAAACUCCUGGAGAAAGAGAUCCGCUCCCUGGUGCAGCAGCGCGGGGAGCAGGACAGGCGCCUGGUAACCCUGGAGGAGGAGCUGAGGAAGGUGGAGGCCAAGCUGUUGUCUGUGGUCAGGGAGAAGACUGGUCUGGCAGCGAACGUCACCACCCUGGAGAGACAGCUGGCUGAGCUCAAGAAGACUAACGACUUCCUCAAGAACAAGGUUUCUGCAGACACAACUAAGAAGCGAUUCCAGUCUAUGUCUGUGGAGCUGAUGGAGGCAAGAAACAAACUGGAUGUCAAGGACAAGGAGCUGAGUUUCCUGCAGAUCAGUACAGGGGGCCAGGUGAUGUUGCUGGAGACAGACCUGGAGGCGGCCAGAGCUACACUCACCACCCUGAAGGAGAGGAACGAGGACCUGGCGGACCUCCACCACGACACCAAAGUCCACAACGAGGAGCUGGAGAAUGAGAUGGGUACACUGCAAGCUGUGAUCCAGGAGCUGAGAGAGGAGGUCAAUGUUCUACAGGGUUACCUGGACACAGCCAACGACCACAUCCAGGACCUGCGUAUGAAGCUUCGUGAGAAGACCGAGAUGGAGAACAGCAUGUCUGAGUCUCAGCACGAGAAACUGGGUCAUCUUGAACAGAAGCUGGAGCAGUGCACCGCGGAGCUCUGGAUCUCUCAGAACAUUCUCCGUCAGAAGGAGGAGGAGUCAGAGAAAGGUCAACAGGACCUGCAGGCUUCCCGGGCUGCAUUGCAGGAGACUGAGAAGCUUCUGGAGUGGCGAGAGGCGGAGCUGACGUCCUCCCAGAAGGCAUUGGGAGAUAUGGAAACACAGAUGCAGCGGGCCAACCAGGAAAUGUGUGACUCCCGGAGUGCAGUGCAGCAACAGGAUGCGGAGGUAGUGCGUCUGAGGGAGGUGCUGAGGAGGACAGUGAAGGAGCUGGAUGAGAGAAUAGCUCAUCUGGGAGAGAAGUGCAAAAUCCUGGAGGAGGAGAGAAAUAGGGGCCAGGGGAGAGUGGAGGAGCUGACUGCAGAGCUGAGCCUCCUGCAGGAGAACUGGAGGAGUGAGAAGGAGGUGCAGGAGCAGCUGGCGCAGGCACACACCUCCCUGUCUGAGGAGCUGAAGAAGGAAAAGGAGCGUGCAGCCUCCCUGGCCUCGGGGCUGGAGAGAGUUAGGGAGGAGACCGAGGACGAGAGGAAACAGUUGGAGGAUGAGUUGGAGGAGGCUCUAGUGGAGCUGUCAGUUCUGGAGUUGCAGGAAGAGAGGAGGGAGGAGGAGGAGAAGAGGAGAGAGGAGGCCUUACAGAGUUACCAGCAGGAGAAGACUGAGAUGGAGAGGGAACUGACUGAGACCAGAGCACUGCUAGACAGGAUAAGCAGUGCCGUGGAGGCGUUGGAGAAGGUACACGGUGCUGAAACGAGGAGGCUGCAGGAGGAACACACCACCUCCCUCAGCAAGAUAGGACACAUGGCCACUGAACUGGAGAGCACCAGACAGGCCCUGAAGGGAGCAGAGGAUAGGAGUAGAGCGCUGGAGGACGAGGUAGAGAGGGUGACUAAGCAGAUGGAGAGAGUGAAUCAACAGGAGGAGGAGGUGAAAAAGCUGAGGGAGGAGAUGGAGGAGGAACAGGAGAAACAUCUAGCUAACCAGCGGGGUCAGGAGAAAGCCAGAAAGGAGUAUGAGAGAAUUCUGUUGGAGGUACAGACACGUCUAGCUCAGCGAGAUGAUGAAAUGAAGAGGGCUGAGGAGGAGGUGCAGAGACAGCUGCAGGAGGAGAGGAUGGAGAAAGGGGAGGUGCAAAGGCUACUCCAGCAAGCUAGAGAGGAGAAAGAGGAGCUUCAAAUGCUAUUUAAGCAAACUAAAGAGGGAGUGCAGAGGCUACUGGAGCAGGAGAAAGGAGAGGGGGAAGUGCAAGGGAUGUCAGAGGAGGUGGGGGGGCGAGAGAGACUGGUGGAGGUGGUAGAGGAGGAGAAGCUAACUCUUCAGUUUUUGGUAGGGGAGGUAGAGAAGGAGAAACUGAGUCUUCAAAACCAGUUGGAGAAGGUGGAGGACCAGGUAAAGAAAUAUCUGCCAUCUCUAGAGAACCACAUGAAUGAGGUAGAGAAAGAGAGGGAUGAUCUGAAAACAGCAGCGACGUUUGAAAUAGACAAAAAGGGCCUUCAGAACCAGGUAGAACUGAUGGAAGAGAAGGUUUCUCUCCAGAGCCAGGUGGAUGUGGAGGUCCAGGAGGUUUCUCUCCAGAGCCAGGUGGAUGUGGAGGUCCAGGAGGUUUCUCUCCAGAGCCAGGUGGAUGUGGAGGUCCAGGAGGUUUCUCUCCAGAGCCAGGUGGAUGUGGAGGUCCAGGAGGUUUCUCUCCAGAGCCAGGUGGAUGUGGAGGUCCAGGAGGUUUCUCUCCAGAGCCAGGUGGAUGUGGAGGUCCAGGAGGUUUCUCUCCAGAGCCAGGUGGAUGUGGAGGUCCAGGAGGUUUCUCUCCAGAGCCAGGUGGAUGUGGAGGUCCAGGAGGUUUCUCUCCAGAGCCAGGUGGAUGUGGAGGUCCAGGAGGUUUCUCUCCAGAGCCAGGUGGAUGUGGAGGUCCAGGAGGUUUCUCUCCAGAGCCAGGUGGAUGUGGAGGUCCAGGAGGUUUCUCUCCAGAGCCAGGUGGAUGUGGAGGUCCAGGAGGUUUCUCUCCAGAGCCAGGUGGAUGUGGAGGUCCAGGAGGUUUCUCUCCAGAGCCAGGUGGAUGUGGAGGUCCAGGAGGUUCCUCUCCAGAGCCAGGUGGAUGUGGAGGUCCAGGAGAAGGUGACUCUCUAUUGGGAGAUGGAGGAACAGAGAAGAGACUUCCAGAGAAUGCUGCUGGAGACUCAAGACAAGAGUGAUGCAGAGACGGAACACUGGAGGAGACGGUACGAGGAGCUCUACGCCAAGGUCAAGCCCUUCCAGGAGCAGCUGAAUGGGUUUGCUGCGGAGCGGGAAUCGCUACUGAACGAGAACGGGGCGAACCAGGAGGAGCUAACACGGCUAGCGGACGCCUACGCUCGUCUGCUGGGCCACCAGAACCAGAAACAGAAGAUCAGACACGUGGUGAAGCUCAAAGAUGAGAACAUUUCCCUCAAACAGGAGCUGUCUAAGCUGCGUGCCCAGGUGUCCCGUCAGAAGAAGGGAGGCCAGCCCCAACGCAGGGUUGACCCCAGCAAAGCCUUCAACAACCAGGACAGCAAGGAGAACCUGCUGCCACACCUCUCAGACACACCAGCAUUUCCUUUAGCGGGUAAUUGACAGCUUUUGGACAUUUUUUAAAUUGAUGUAUUAUUCUCUUUUUUAAGACCUAACAACCGGCACACAAACAUUGUUGGACACAUUGUUUGACAGAGAAUAUCCAAUCACAUCGGCUGCAUUGUGGUUUGUUCAAGUUGUCUAUCAAUGGCAUCACCUCUACUCUGCCUUGAGUUCGUCCUCCCAUAGUGGACUUGCAACAACAACAUGGUCUGACCUGUGAUACACAGCUGUUUUUUUUGUGCAGGGGAGAAGUCUUCAUGCAUUUUAUGAAUGCUUUUUCUAGUUGAACCUCCCAAGAACUGACAGAAAUGUUCACUAAUGCCUAUUUAACAUUGUAAGUCAGGUUAGCUAGCUACAGAUAUAGGGUCUUCAUUUGAGCCAGUUUGCUACAGCAGGCAAAUAAUCCUGCAGCAACAGGAAAUGUUCAUUAUUAUGUGGAUCAUGAUUAUUGGACCUUCUUUUGGGGUUGAUACAUUUUUCUGGAGGGAAAAAGUCUGAAAUUUCAAAGUUGAAAUUGCAAACUUCAGAAGACAUUUUUAAAUUUAAAAUAUACUACCACCACCUGCCAGCCCCCCCCCCCCCCAUCGGAGGACAAAAUAUACUACCACCACCUGCCAGGGCCCCCCCUCUCAUCGGAGGACAAAGUAUACUACCACCACCUGCCCCCCCCUCAUCGGAGGACAAAGUAUACUACCACCACCUGCCA